AUGUGGUUUAUUGCUUCCAUGAUCCAUAUCUCUUGUCUUCUCUUCGGCGUUAAUAUUUUUCGCACUUGUGAAGAGGAAAGAGAGGACGAAAGGGCAGGAAAAAUGGCAGGGGGUGCAGCAGGUGGGUUUGUGACGCGGGCAUUUGAGUCGAUGCUCAAAGAGUGUGCCAACAAAAAGUACACUAAUCUUCAGUCUGCAAUCCAGACAUAUAUAGAGGUGUCAUUGGAGUUCACACCGGUCAAAUGCGCAUUCUAUGUGUCAGGGAAGGAAACUUUACGAUGUCUUUCCAGGAAAAUAACCAAGCAUGUUCUAUGA
Molecule: messenger RNA, 315 nt
Organism: Fraxinus pennsylvanica
Lineage: Eukaryota; Viridiplantae; Streptophyta; Magnoliopsida; Lamiales; Oleaceae
Source: the annotation of a GenBank genome assembly